GCGCCUGCGCGCUAGAAGCUAAGCGGGAACGGAAGCCUUGACAGCUCGAAGUGGGAAGAGGAGCGACGCCGGCGCAUGCGCGGUGGAGAGAGGGCGCUGAGAGGAUUCCCCAGUUGUCGCGCCGCCACUUCCAGCGCCGCCUGGGCCUCCUCCUUCUCGAGAGCCCCGGCCCCUCCUGAGGGGAGGCAGGAGCCGGCGGGACCGGCGGAGGGACCAUGUCCGGGCGCAACUUGAGCAGCAAACUGUCCACGACGGAGCGCAUCGUGAAGGCCGUCCCCUUUCCCCCUACCCAGCGGCUAACCCUGAAAGAAGUAUUUGAGGAUGGGAAGCCCAGGUUGGAGGUCUUAAAAAACCACUUGGUGAAAGAAGGGCGCUUGGAAGAAGAUGCGGCACUUAAGAUCAUCAAUGAUGGCGCUGCCAUUCUGCGGCAUGAAAAGACAAUGAUAGAAGUAGAGGCUCCAAUCACAGUGUGUGGUGACAUUCAUGGGCAGUUCUUUGAUCUGAUGAAGUUGUUUGAAGUUGGAGGAUCACCCAAUAACACUCGCUACCUCUUCCUGGGAGACUACGUGGACAGAGGCUACUUCAGUAUAGAGUGCAUGCUUUAUUUGUGGAGCUUAAAGAUAAACCACCCCAAAACACUGUUCCUGCUCCGAGGGAACCAUGAGUGCAGGCACCUCACAGAAUAUUUCACCUUUAAGCAGGAAUGUCGAAUCAAGUACUCAGAGCGGGUGUAUGAUGCAUGCAUGGAUACCUUUGAUUGUCUUCCUCUCGCUGCCCUUUUGAACCAGCAGUUUUUGUGUGUGCACGGAGGGCUGUCUCCUGAAAUCACAUGUCUAGACGAUAUUAGGAAAUUAGACAGGUUUAAGGAACCUCCGGCUUUUGGUCCAAUGUGUGAUCUGCUAUGGUCUGAUCCAUCAGAGGAUUAUGGCAAUGAGAAGACAUUGGAACACUUUACCCACAAUACUGUUCGAGGUUGCUCUUAUUUCUACAGUUACCCCGCGAUUUGUGAAUUUUUGCAAAACAAUAAUUUAUUAUCUGUGAUUCGAGCACAUGAAGCCCAGGACGCUGGGUACCGAAUGUACAGAAAAAGCCAGACUACAGGUUUUCCAUCCCUAAUCACAAUUUUUUCUGCACCAAAUUAUCUAGAUGUCUAUAACAACAAGGCUGCUGUGCUGAAAUAUGAAAAUAAUGUCAUGAACAUCAGGCAGUUUAAUUGUUCCCCACACCCCUACUGGCUUCCAAAUUUCAUGGAUGUUUUCACAUGGUCUUUGCCUUUUGUAGGGGAAAAGGUUACAGAGAUGCUGGUUAACAUCCUCAACAUCUGCUCCGAUGAUGAGCUUAUUACAGAUGGAGAUGAAACAUUGGAUGAUAACUACAUUUCAAGCUAUCCGAAAGGAGGCACAAAUGCCCGUAAAGAGAUAAUCAGGAAUAAGAUCAGGGCCAUUGGGAAGAUGGCACGAGUCUUUUCCGUUCUUCGGGAAGAGAGCGAGAGUGUGUUGACGCUCAAGGGCCUGACUCCCACAGGUACUUUGCCCCUGGGAGUGCUCUCAGGGGGGAAGCAGACUCUACAGACAGCCACAGUAGAAGCGGUAGAGGCACGGGAAGCCAUCCGUGGAUUUUCACCGCAGCACAAGAUCCGUAGCUUCGAAGAAGCCAGAGGGCUGGACCGCGUGAACGAGCGCAUGCCGCCACGCAAGGAUUCUAAGCACCCCGACGGGCCGGUGAACUUAACUUCAACAAACUCUGCAGAAAAGAAUGGGACAGGGAAGAAGACCCAGUAACGGUUCAAGGCACCCAGUAAAGGAUCCAAAACUUAAUGAAUUUUAUUUAUUUAUUAUGGAAGUGGGGGUUUUGGGUUGGGGGGCGGGAGAGGGAAGGAACCAACUUAGCCUGGAGGCGCAUCCAUAAUCCAGUUUGCAUCCAUUCUGUCAGAGAGGUGACCAUUUUGUAAGUUUUUUAAAUUUUCUGUUCAAUAUAUAAAAAUGUCAUCUUUUUUUGUAUUUAGGAAUGGGUCUAAAUCCUAGUGCUUAUAUAAAAUGUUGUUCUGUACAGAUGGCCCGUCCCUACCAAGAGGGAAAGGAGCCGUGGGGUGGGAUGGGGUGGGUUGAGGGCGGUCCAAGAGGCCCAGGGCAAUUCUGUUGUCUGGUUUAUUUGGAACCAUUUUAAGUUACCCUCCUUGUUUUUAAAGUGGCAUCUUUUAAUUCUCCUCUACCAACUUUUGCUUUUUGUCGUUCCCCGUCCCCCCUUCCUAUUUCUUACUGCGUUUGAUGCUCCAUUAAAGUCAUGUUGCAUAGGGCAAUUGGUAAAGUCUUUCGUUUUGGGAACCCUGUGUCAGGAGCAAACGUUGCAUUUCAGGUCGGUUGUCCAGCUCCAGAAAUGUGGUUGGAACUGUGGGCUGAGAAUCUCCCUGUUUUUCCCUCUGCCCCCUCAACAUAUUCCCAUUGUUUUUUCCCUUCAGGAAUCCAGUUUCAGAAACAAAGUCUCUUGGAAUAACACAUUAGACAGACUUUAUGAAUGCAUGCCUGCGAUCUCCAAUCAUUUGGAAACAUUACUCCUUUGAUUUUAUGUUGAUCGCAUUGUUACCUAAACAUAACCCAAUUUAACCUGCUUCAGCCUCCCACCAGUGGAAUUUGCUUCUGCUUUUCUGACACAAAAGCAAUCUUCCCCAAAUUGUUCUGGAGUCAUGCUUUUUAUGUGGAAAUCUGUAUGAAGCGAAGGAGGUCCUUCAUCUUCUGCCCACAUCCUCCCUUCCUAUACAGUGUUACAAUACCUCCAUAAUGGGAGCCCCAACACAAAAAUAUCCUGCCAUUUGUCUGCAUUGGGGCUUCCUGCAUCCCCAAUUGGAAUUGUGUAGCGUGGGCACUAUAAGGAUUAGGAAGAAGGUACAGUUUCUCUGUGCAGACUUUCCUUCAUCAGUAGAACUGCUUCCUUUGUCUGGAUUGUCCCACUGCAUGACUGCUCUGUGAUAGUAUGGAUAUCCUUCAAGGCAGUGGUUCUCAACCUGUGGGCCCCCAGAUGUUUUGGCCUUCAACUCCCAGAAAUCCUAACAGCUGAUAAUCCGGCUGGGAUUUUUGAAGUUGUGGGCCAAAACACCUGGGGCGCACAGGUUGAGAACCACUGCCUUAAGGGUAGACACAAAGCCCAGAUAGCCUGUGAAAAGGUGCUACAUGAUGGUCUCCGUAGGGCUGAAGAAGCAAAACAUGUCCUAUUAUUGGCUUCUGCAUAAAAUUAAGUUCCCCGGGGCUGAAUAUAAAAGAUUUCUCAGUAAUCUCGAGGGCACUGUCAAGGAGAACCAAGUGGUGAGUUGUCCAAACUUGCGAAACAAUUGGAAAAAAUGCUAUCCAUAUGCAGCCAGAGUUAAUCAUUUUUGACAUGUGGACUUAAUUUCCAUGUUCAGAAUAUAUUCCGUUGGCAUCAGCUUGAGUUUUGAAAGGUCAGGAUCUCUCUACAGGUUGGACUUGGAAAGUUAGCCCACUGCUUAUCUCUUCUUGCCCAGUCUCUUGAAACAAAUGGUUCCUUCAAUGCUGUAUAUGGAAAGGGUGUUUGCAUAUCCCUAAACUCGUGGUUUGUUGUUAUGAUAAAUUGUGUACUUUUAAAAUGACAAGUAAAUAACCAAGUGGCAUUGCAGAGUGGAGGGGAUUGAGAAGAAAUUAUGGUUGGCCAGCAGCCUGAAGUCUUUGUUCUGUGAAGGAUUUUUUAUUCAUGUCCGGUGAGUUGAAGAGCAGGAAGAUAGUCUCAGAAUGUGCCAAAGAACAGUGGCCUAACAUAUGCACUGCCCUCUGAGGAUAAGAUGGUUCAGUUUUAUUUAUUCUGCUUCUGUGCUGUAUUUGACUCAGAUCUCCACGCUGCUCUUGCUCUGGCUUGUUAUUUUGUGGGUUCGGCAAAUGCAAGGAUCAAGGCGGCCCAAAGAAAUGCUUCCUAAUCGUUACGCAGUUACUCUCAUGUUUGAAUUGAGGCUUUACCCUAAUCUACCUUUUGAGAACUAGGAAAUUCCUUGAAGGCGAAGGAUAUACUUGUGUUAAACUUGUACAUUCCUUUGGAGAUAACAGUGCCACGUCUUUUCCAAGUGGUAGUAGAAAUCAUUGAUGUUCAAGGGAGAUCUUGCAUUCCUUCCAAUCUAGCUGUCAUUCAACCUUCAGCUCCACUUUGAGAGCUGCAUAUGCUUCUGAAGUACAUAGGGUGGAAGGGGGGAUUCACACCCAGGUGAUGGGACCUGACUCUUGGCAUUGCCUUUCUCAGGAGGCUCCCAGAAAUGGUAUAGAACUCUUGUUCAGGUGGUUCCAUGUGGCACUUACAUAACAUUCAAGUAAAGAGUCUCCCAAGGGAGCUAAGCCUUACUGACUGUGUAGAUAUACAAGGAAGCCCUACCAUGCAAGUGGAAGUCUCCAUAUACUCCUCAAAGGCAUGACAACAAAGCCAGGAUAAUCCUGUGGGCUAAAUCUCAUCCACAAAAUCCUGGGUCUUGCGUAACAGGUAGUAGAGUCUUCAGCCGUCUCUGGCAGCUUCUUCCCACUUACCACCUUUGAGAAGUGUUGGUUUUUAUAAUGGUGAUUUUUUACCACUCCUGAAUGCAGUCACCACUUUGCGCACAAUCCUCUAGUGGAUUGGGGCCCCUGAAAUGCUUUGUGUUUCCAGAUUAGUUAGAUACUUUUUCCAUCUGUUUGCAAGUCUUUGUUUCCUUUCUGCUUUUUCUCUUCUAGAGUGAAAUGGUGGUUUUAAAAACCAGUGCUAACUUUCAGUCAUGGUGGUUUUGCCCUGUUAGAAUGAGGGCCACUUGGUGUCCCUUAUGGAUGCCCCUCAUUUCCACCCAUUUUUAUGGCUUUGUGGUGAUGAACGAGAGGAAAGGUGUCUAAAAUGGCAGCACAAAAGGGUUUCUUGUCUUGCCAGGGAGACCCUGGUCUCAUAGAGAACCGCUGUUCACUUGAGAUGCCGCUUUGAGGCACAUUUGAGGACGGGGUCCUCCCUCUUUCCUUCAAAGACUACUCUUGAUACCUUGAAAUAAAAGGGGUGUUCCGGGAUCCACAUCAAAAGGCCGUAUAACUCACAGGCACCAGUUGCCAAAGGGAAGGCUGGCAUUGGAGCCUCUUGUUUCCUCUGCACAGCAUGUUGUCUUCGUGGGGAGGCAAAGAGUGAACAUUGGCCUGAUUUGAUGGGGGACUGGAUGCUAAUGAUAUCCCCAGUUAGGGAAUGCUGAUUCCAGAACAUGUUCUCCGUUGGCUUCCUCUCUUUUCACUGAAAGAGUUAAAGUGUGGCAACAGUCUGGAAAGGGAGCAACUGUCUUGCCAGCCACUGAAGCUCCUUUAAGAAACUCCUUUCUUCUCCUUGCAUCCAUAUAUCUUCGGGACGUAUUGAAACCUGCUUUCAGUAUUCAGCACUCACGCUUCCCUCACCUGCUUUUUUUUUAAAAAAAAAAAAAAGGGGGGGGGAGUUGCCAAUCAUGGCCUCCCUUUUCCAGCUUGUACUUGGCACCAUUUCCUCUGAGUUAUCUGGCCAGUCUUGCACAUUUUUAAAAAUUUCUCAACCAGAAUGAUGAAGCUAGUGUUAACCAUGAUGAAGGCUGAGACAAACGUCUGUCUCCACUAUGCUGAAGGACUAUGUCCGGUAUUUGUACAUGAAAAGGUCAGGCUUAAGGAAAGGGACCACAUGGCGACUUAGCUGUUCCUGAUCUCUCUCGACUGUUGUUAAGAGAGAGGUUCUUGUGUUCUGCAGCCAUGAUUUUUGCCAGAAGAUAGCUUUUAAGAAGCCAGCAAUCUGAAAGUAUUAACCCAGCAAUGGCAUGCAAGCCAUGCUGUUCCGCGUUGAAGACGUGUAAAGUAAAAUGGGCUUGAGAGCUGAAACGUUAGACUUCGCUUAUAAGGGCAGAAGGAAUAUAAUAGGGCUGACUGCCAGUGCCAUCCUCUAAAAAUCAGCUGAGAAUCUUUGCAGAGGUGUGACUGCCUGCCUGCUGGGAUCUUGUUUCAGUCCCUCUUCCCACCUGCUCUGCUCCAUUCCCCCUUGUCAUUGUGCGAGUGUGUGUGUGUUUGUUUCAAUUAUAGGGACAAUCUUGAGCAACAAAAGCAGCAAAAGUAAGAGCGUGCGUGUGGCCAAGAAAGAGCCCACCAGUACAUGGACUACCUGUGAACGCUGCCCUCUUAACUGUGAGGUUGCUGAUAAGCAGCCUUUUCUUUUUAUCUUGCAUGACAAAAAGUAAAAAAAACAAAAACAAAAAAGCAAGGUGCAUGUAACAAGGAGGGGAUUCCACAAUGGGUCUUCCAAACUUCAGGAACAAAGGUGCUUUCACCUCCUUGAGGAGAACCUGCCCUGCUGUGAUGCUGCAGCCCACUCGCCUCUCCCCAACGUAUCUCAUAAAGGCCACCCAAUUUCUGCCGCCUGCUUCAGAGCGCUUGCCCAGCAAGGCGGCACCACAUCCCCUGGGAAACGGGCCGAGAGGAGGACGGAGGUUCUCAGUAUUCUGAAGUGACGUUUGCCCAUUGCCUGGAGAUAGCCUCCUUUCUUUCUUCUUUUUUUUUCUUUCCCUCCUUUUAGUUAUGUUUCAAGAAGAAUGGUGGAAAACAAUGUUAUUUAUUGGCAGAAAUUAUUUAAUAUAAUUUCUCUUUUGUGAAAAAGGAAUGAGUUUGUUAGAACUGUCUUAAUGUAAAUUGGGAAGUCAUCUUUAAGAAAAAAAAGUUAAAAAUUAAACAACA
This is a messenger RNA of Anolis carolinensis (green anole), 6683 nucleotides long. It is a transcript of the gene ppp3cc, whose product is annotated as protein phosphatase 3 catalytic subunit gamma. The record is from RefSeq and is a predicted model, not a curated record. The transcript is spliced from 15 exons. Gene Ontology annotation, molecular function: calmodulin binding; calmodulin-dependent protein phosphatase activity. Gene Ontology annotation, cellular component: cytoplasm; calcineurin complex. The coding region runs from base 216 to 1781 and encodes 521 amino acids. Gene Ontology annotation, biological process: calcineurin-mediated signaling. Lineage: Eukaryota; Metazoa; Chordata; Lepidosauria; Squamata; Anolidae.